UACCCAUGUGAGACCGGCUGGGCAAUCAGUUUACUCUGGACAAUCGUUUCGAGCAGAUCGGAUCAGUGCAACGGUAAAAAAAUUUGUAGGUAAUACUUUGGCUAGUGCAUCAACAUUUGAAUAUGUCACCCUCGAAUUCUACUUCAUCGUCAACAUACACCGUCGACAUUCGUUCGGACACGGUAAGUUUGCCCUCUGAGGAAAUGCGUCAGGCAAUGUUUGAGGCGGCAGUUGGUGAUGAUGUUUAUGGUGAGGAUCCCACUGUUUUGGAGCUGGAAGAGAAGUCGGCUGCAAUUUUUGAAAAGGAAGCCGGGUUGUUUGUACCUACCGGAACAAUGGCAAAUUUAUUAGCAAUAAUGGUUCAUUGCCAUCGCCGUGGUGCUGAAGCAAUUUGUGGCGAUAACUCGCACACUUUCCUCUAUGAGCAAGGUGGAGCAGCACAACUCGCCGGAGUUCAAUUAGCAACAAUUAAAAACAAAACAGAUGGAACUUUCUGCCUCAAGGAGAUGCAACAAAAAUUUCGUCUUUACGAUGAUUGUCAUGAGCCCGUAACUUCUUUAGUAAUAGUAGAGAAUACCCACAACAUGUGUGGUGGCAAAGUCUUACCAUUAGAGUGGUUAGAUGAGCUGGCCGCCAUUUGUAAUGAUCCCAAAAAGACAAAUGGCAAAAAGGUUGCCCUCCAUAUGGAUGGUGCCAGAGUUUUUAAUGCUGCCACAUAUCUUAAAGUGCCCGUUGCGCGUAUCACCAAAGAUUUCGAUUCGGUCUGCUAUUGCCUAAGCAAAGGUCUGUCUGCUCCGGUGGGUUCGGUGCUGUUGGGCAAUAAAGCAUUCAUUAAUGAGGCUCGUCGUCUACGUAAAGUUUUGGGAGGUGGAAUGCGUCAGUGUGGCAUUCUUGCUGCUGCCGGCUUAGUGGCUCUCGAGACAAUUGUGCCACGCUUGAAUGGGGAUCAUCAGAGAACAAAACGUAUCGCAGAAGCUCUAUAUAAUCUAGGAAGUCCCAACGUUUCCGUCGACUUACCCAAUGUGCACUCGAAUAUACUGUUGAUUCACAUGGUUAAUCCCAAAGUAAGUGCCGAUGACUUGUCCAAACGUUUGCGCACAGUGACAGCCCAAGAAUUGGCCGAUGGUUUGGUUACGGCCAAGGAGGAUGGUGCUGGUGGCAUUGUACUGAAGGUCAGUGCCCGUGACUGGUCAUAUGCUCGCAUAGUGCUGUAUCACCAGAUUACGGAUAAGGAUGUGGAGUAUGCCAUUAAAAAGUUUGAAUAUGUCAUCAAAGAGUACGAUCGUCUGUUGGCAUGAAUUGCCAUUUAAACUGAAACGUCGCAAAUCCUAGGAAUGGACAAAGAAAAACAAAAAACAAGAAUAGAAAAUUUUUACCAAGUCAUGCAAAUAAAGAUUUCUAAAGGAA
This is a messenger RNA of Stomoxys calcitrans (stable fly), 1407 nucleotides long. RefSeq lists its product as uncharacterized. The transcript has 6 exons. Lineage: Eukaryota; Metazoa; Arthropoda; Insecta; Diptera; Muscidae. The record is from RefSeq and is a predicted model, not a curated record. The coding region runs from base 123 to 1298 and encodes 391 amino acids. Gene Ontology annotation, cellular component: cytosol. Gene Ontology annotation, molecular function: L-allo-threonine aldolase activity. Gene Ontology annotation, biological process: L-threonine catabolic process; glycine biosynthetic process.